This is a messenger RNA of Anopheles arabiensis, 1879 nucleotides long. It is a transcript of the gene Pdk, whose product is annotated as pyruvate dehydrogenase (acetyl-transferring) kinase, mitochondrial. Bases 341 to 1585 code for a protein of 414 amino acids. Gene Ontology annotation, molecular function: pyruvate dehydrogenase (acetyl-transferring) kinase activity. The transcript has 8 exons. The record is from RefSeq and is a predicted model, not a curated record. Gene Ontology annotation, cellular component: mitochondrion. Lineage: Eukaryota; Metazoa; Arthropoda; Insecta; Diptera; Culicidae. Gene Ontology annotation, biological process: regulation of glucose metabolic process; protein phosphorylation.
CGAUAGACACAACAUUCAAUAUCAACAUAUAUUGAACGAAAUCAGUAAACAUUGAAUCAGUUACCACAAUAUCGAAAGAAAAAUAAAUACAUAUCAAGCAGUGCAUCAGCAAUUAUCAGUACGCACAGUGACAAGUUAACACCUCGCAUAAAGCGGUGUGUGUUACCCAAAGUGGCACUCGUUUUCUAAAAGAAGUGAAAAACUCCCAACACGGAACCUUCUCCACUUGUACCGCAACAACUCUUGACUAGAUCUAGAGACUAGAUGAGUUCGUCUGGUGACUGUGUUCUAUCAGUGACCUUGUGAGACUACGACAUCUAGGAAAUACUGUCCCGUGAAAAUGAAGCUGUUUCCCGUGCGGCUGUCCAACAUCAAUAAGAUGUUGGAUUUUUACUCCCAAUUUAAUCCAUCACCCCUGAGCAUUAAGCAAUUUAUCGACUUCGGGCUUAAUGCAUGUCCUCGAAAGUCGUUUGUUUUCCUUCGCAAAGAGCUGCCCGUACGGUUGGCGAAUAUAAUGAAAGAGAUCACCUUGCUGCCAGAAAGUUUAUUACGAAUGCCCUCAGUCGGUCUGGUCAGCGCCUGGUAUGUGAAAAGCUUCGAGGAAGUGCUGGCAUUCGAAAAAACGGAUCCUACCGAAAACAAUCUAGAGAAAUUCUGCAAAUCGCUCACCCAGAUUCGUGACCGCCACUCCGAUGUUGUGCAAACAAUGGCUCAAGGGAUACUGGAAUUGAAGGAAAGCCGAGAUGGAGCGAUUGAGCCAUCCACUGAGCUCUCGAUUCAGUACUUUCUGGAUCGUUUGUACAUGUCCCGUAUCAGUAUAAGAAUGCUCAUCAAUCAACACACUAUACUGUUUGGUGAUAUACCACAGACAGGACGCCAUAUCGGUAGCAUAGAUCCUCUAUGUGAUCCGCACAUGGUCGUACGGGAUGCUUACGAAAAUGCACGUUUUCUAUGUGAUCAAUAUUAUCUUGCAAGUCCAGAACUCGAAGUAAUAGAGCAUAAUGAGAUUGAUAAGGGAAACCCCAUAAAAAUUGUGUAUGUACCAUCGCAUCUGUAUCACAUGCUGUUUGAGCUAUUCAAGAACUCAAUGCGUGCUGUAAUGGAGCAUCACGGAACAGAAAAUGAUGUGCCUCCGAUCAAGGUUACUAUCGUAAAGGGUAAAGAGGAUAUAUGUGUUAAGAUGUCCGAUCAAGGGGGCGGUAUUCCACGAUCGCAAGUGGAUCAACUUUUCAAGUACAUGUACAGUACUGCACCUCAACCGCCGAAAUCUAAAACAGAUUUGCCGUUAGUUCCAUUGGCUGGAUAUGGAUACGGGUUGCCCAUUUCCAGACUGUAUGCUAGAUACUUUCAUGGUGAUCUGGUCCUGUUCUCCUGUGAAGGUUACGGUUCCGAUGCAAUAAUUUAUCUCAAGGCAUUUUCAGAUGAAGCAAACGAAUUGUUACCAAUAUUCAAUAAAACUAGCACCAGAUUUUAUAAAGCAACCGUACCAACUGGUGAUUGGUCCAAUCAGAAUUCUGAUAUGAACUCGAAACAAAUGAACGCUCAAACGAGACGAGCAGGCUCUCUGGGCACGAACUCAUCAUGAUCUCAUCCGAUAACAGACGACGAAGAUGGCAAUACUAGAGAACUAAAGUAACAGCAACAGAAUCGAAUUUCAAGUGCAAGAUGUCAUUUAAGCAAUGCAUAAUAGUAGAUAGCAACAGGGGAUUAGAUUCAAUAUCAUAAAUAGUGGUUAUGGUUUCGCGAAAUCUUGACAACAAUUUCAUCAUGGAUUAAUGUAAAUGAAUGAAAAUAUUAAGUAAACUGUUUCUGCUCUGUUCUAUAAUGUUCUGCUAUCGGCAAGAUUUGAAGAUGACGAUAUUUGUAACAUCAAUCGACA